AUGGUCGUCGGCGCUACACUAUUCAACGACUAUGGCAUAUUCACCACGUUUCGCUCGCUUCACGGCCUUUUCGGCACCGUGCCCCAGGUGGUCGGUCUGCCGAUCAUCCAUGACAUGGGGGCGACAUUCCUCGUUUUACCGUCUCUGGGGCCUGCGCUGGCCGGAUAUAUCGGGGCAGCCAGCGACUGGAAAGUUUCAUUCGGCAUUCUUACUGUCUUCUACGGCUUGUCCACAGUCCUCAUUUUUUGCUUUGGCCAUGAAACAUAUUUUGUGCCUGGCCGCCAGUGUCAGCGGAACCGUCGUCUGUUGCCAAUGUUCGGCGUCAGGAACCACAAUCUGCCUGCUGGACCGACUUUGCUUUACUGGUGUGGGACCAUGCUGGUCUACAUCUUCAAGGCUUCUUUGCUACUGACCGGUAUCGUGACCAUGGUCAACUUCUGUUGGCCAAUUGGUAUCACGGUCACCGUGUCCACCUUCGUGGCCGAGCCACCAUACUUAUUCAACACAGUCCAGUCGUCCUCACUCCGAUGGGCUGCUAUUCUUGGCGCCCUCCUCGGCUGGGUCUACGGCUACUGGUUCAACGGCUGGGUUGGUCGGUCCAGCCCGACAACAUACUACACAGAGAAGCGACUUCAUGGGGUUUGGGCGGCCAUCGUCACCAUGGUCUGUGGCCUGCUUACCUACGGCCUGGCGCUGAACUUCGGUAAGCAUUGGAUUGGGCUGGCCUUCGGAUGGCUGAUGGUGGUCGCCGGCAUGGUUGCGAGUACUGUAUCCAUCACGUCCUAUGCGCUGGAGAAAUAUCCUGAGCAGUCCACGGUUGUCUCCGCCAUCAUCAAUGCUUGGCGCACCGCCAGUGGGUUUUCGGUGGGCUAUUUCCAGCCCGCCUGGAUCCAGCGCGAUGGAGUCGCCGCAGUGUUUGGCACACAAGCCGCUGUCGUGGUGGCUAACAUGAUUCUGACCAUCACUCCCGUCAUUGUUAUGGGGCGGCGAAAGGCCGCACGCAAGACAACAUUGGCUUAG
This is a messenger RNA of Aspergillus japonicus CBS 114.51, 1020 nucleotides long. Its product is annotated as putative MFS transporter. The coding region runs from base 1 to 1020 and encodes 339 amino acids. Gene Ontology annotation, biological process: transmembrane transport. The record is from RefSeq and is a predicted model, not a curated record. Gene Ontology annotation, molecular function: transmembrane transporter activity. NCBI's taxonomy places the organism in Eukaryota, Fungi, Ascomycota, Eurotiomycetes, Eurotiales, Aspergillaceae. The transcript is spliced from 5 exons.